AUGGGUUUCACCGACUUCGUCUCUGAGGCUGGCCUCACCCUUGCCAACAACUACCUGGCUAGCAGGAGCUACAUCGUUGGCGAUGCUCCUUCCCAGGCCGAUGUUGUGACCUUCAAGGCCUUCUCUGGCGCCCCUGACGCUGAGAAGUACCCUCACGUUGCUCGCUGGUACAAGCACAUUGCUUCUUUCGAGCCUGAGUUCUCCAGCCUUCCCGGUGAUGCCUCCAAGGCCUACACUGCCUAUGGCCCCGAGAGCACCGAGCUGCCCACCAACCCCAAGGACAAGCCCGCUGCUGAGGACGACGACGACAUGGACCUCUUCGGCAGUGACGAGGAAGAGGAGGACCCUGAGGUUGUUGCCCAGCGUGAGGCUCGCCUUGCUGAGUACAAGAAGAAGAAGGAGGGCAAGGCUAAGCCUGCUGCCAAGUCCAUUGUGACUCUCGAGGUUAAGCCUUGGGAUGACGAGACCAACCUCGAUGAGCUCCUCGAGAAUGUCAAGGCCAUCGAGAUGGAUGGUCUUGUCUGGGGUGCCUACAAGUGGGUUCCUGUUGGUUUCGGUAUCAAGAAGCUCCAGAUCAACCUUGUCGUUGAGGACGAGAAGGUUUCUCUGGACGAGCUUCAGCAGCGGAUUGAGGAGGAUGAGGACCACGUCCAGUCCACCGAUGUCGUAAGUUUCAACCUUUGGUCUGACGGCAAGACAAUAGAUGCUGAUAUUACCUCACAGGCCGCUAUGCAGAAGCUGUAA
Molecule: messenger RNA, 744 nt
Organism: Aspergillus fischeri NRRL 181
Lineage: Eukaryota; Fungi; Ascomycota; Eurotiomycetes; Eurotiales; Aspergillaceae
Product: translation elongation factor 1 subunit beta
Exons: 4
Coding region: 1-744 (247 amino acids)
Biological process (GO): translational elongation
Cellular component (GO): cytosol; eukaryotic translation elongation factor 1 complex
Molecular function (GO): translation elongation factor activity; guanyl-nucleotide exchange factor activity
Source: RefSeq, a predicted model, not a curated record